AUGGCUGCCGGUCCUCCCCUAGGCAACCCCUGGAACGUCAAUGUCGGGAACAAUCCCAACAUCAACCGCGAGCCCCCUCCUCCCCCCAUCGGUGCUCCCGCUCCUCAAGUAGCACCUCCCGCCGCCGCAGCUGCCGGCGGCGCUCAAGUAAUCGUCGAGCAGCAGCAAGCCCCGAUUUACGGGCCUCCCCUUCAAAUCGGCAUCGGUGGACCCGGCUUCGGUGUUGCCCCGGGCAUGGGAUUAGGUGUGUUCCCACCCUUCCCCCAGCACCCCAUCGGCAUGAUGGACCCUUUUCUGUUUCCCGGCUUCGUCGGCGCAGGUCCCGGGGGUGGUCCUUUGGCUCCGAUCCGCGCUGGCAGUUUUCUACCAGGAGCUCACGCUGGGAUAGGGUUCGGUAUACACAACGCCGGGAUUCCCUUCCCACCGCCGCCGCCGGGCGCUAUCGCGGGUAUCGUGCCGCCAUUUGCUCCUGCGGCGCCGCUAUGGGCUGGUGGUGGUUUGGCAUUUGGAAAUGUGCCUGCUGUUGGGGGUGUGGGUGUUGGUAUGGGUGUUGUGCCCGGGAUGAUGGGGGGUGUGGGUAUGGGAGGUAUGGGUAUGAUGGGUUUUGGAGGUGAACACCAACACUUCCGCCCUGCUCCCAUGUUCCACGAUGGCAACCGUGGGUACCCAGCCCAGCCCGCUCAAGAAGAUGUGGGUCAGAUUCCUGGGGGCAUACCGCCUGGAGUCAUGCUCUGCGAGUCUGCCGAGCACACCAUCUUCAUCCGCAUCACGGGCAAUAUCUGUCCGUGGUUGUCUCCUGGUACGACGCUCGCGUUUGAGCCUCUUGCUGCCGGGAGUGCUACCGGUCUGAAUCGAGUGAUUCAGAUCUGUAAUGACGGUGUUUCUGAGGAUGAGUUGGAAAAUUGCGCGGUGACGGAGUGCAUUGAGUUGGGGAGCGGGCUCUGGGAGAAGGGGCAGACAUUUAAGUAUAACGAUGCGGUUUCUAGGGUGCUGACAAUGAAGGAUGCUGGGUGGGAUAAUACGAGGAACAGGAGUGGUGGAAACACGCUCCAUCUCUGGGGGCAUAGGGUUUAG
Molecule: messenger RNA, 1074 nt
Organism: Pyrenophora tritici-repentis Pt-1C-BFP
Lineage: Eukaryota; Fungi; Ascomycota; Dothideomycetes; Pleosporales; Pleosporaceae
Source: RefSeq, a predicted model, not a curated record